UUGUGUUCUUAUACACAACGCAUAUUCGUGUUUUACACAAAUAAUUUUAAAAUUUUAUUUGAUAUUACUGAUAAUAAAUUAUUGAAGUAACACAUUAAUAAAAAUAAAAAGUUAAGAACAACGAAGAGUGAGUUGUGGGGACGCUUGGACUUUUAGGUUAUGUUUCCAUCUUUAUGGUCAAUUGAAAUAGGAUUCAGAUAAACGGACAAUCGUUGGUGUUUUUCUCUAAGAAAGUAUAUUUUAAAGUGAUGCCUGAAUGAAUUUCUCACGGUUUUUGGAUAUUCAGUCAUGGUGGGAAGUGCCCAGCAUCGCUUACUUUUGUUCCCUGUUCAGAACUGCGUUCAAUCUCUUGGAUUUUGACAUUGAAGAAUUAGAGGAAGCACUUUUAACAGAUGGCACAGAGGAAUCAGGCAAUUCCCUCUUGACGGAAUUAAUCGUUAGACUGUUGAAUGGCUGCCUGGGCAACAAUGAUAUCUCAGCAUUCAACUAUCAGAUGUAUUUGAGGCGGCUAUUUCGACAAAAAUGUCAAGAAACAGGCCGAUACAACCCCUUCAAUACUGACAUUGACUUCCAAUUCCUCCCUCUCCGGACUAAAGUUGAAAUUUUGUAUGCACUAUGUGAUUUUCGACUUGAUGCUGAUGAUGUUUUUGAUUUAUUCAAGAACCUUGAAGCUGAAAGCUUGAGAGUGGAACCUUUAGGGUGGGAUGACAACGACUCAGCAUAUUGGUAUUUUUAUGGCACCAGAUUGUAUAGAGAGGAUAUAAUUAAGAAGCCCAAAGCUAAGAAUAAAAAGAGGAAAAAGGAGAGUCGGAAACGGGGCUGGUUCUACGGCGAUGACUGGUUGGAUGACGAUGAGACGGAGCGAGUGUGGCAGGUGGUUUGCUUUACGGAAGAGGAUUGGACACACCUGACAGACAAGUUUCGUAAAGCAUCAAGUAAAGUGGAAAAGGAAUUGUAUCGGUCAUUAUCGCAGAACUUUCUACCGGAAAUACCGAGACUGUUUCAGGAAAAGGAAAGAUUACAAAGAAAAAGGUUGUUAGAGCUAGCACCACGGCGAACAUCAAGUAGAGUGUUACAGAAAAUUAAACAGAAGGAAGAAGAAGAAGUCAAAAGCAGCGUUUAUGAUUCUAAGGACGAAGACAGCAAAGAAACUUCCUCAGCUGCAAGAGAGAAAAGAGCGAGACGACGCGAUUUACUGCGAACUAAAUCAUCAUCUUCAGAUUCGGAAAGUUCUAACAGCGAGCAGGACGAGAUGCCGCAGAAAGCAGCUAAACCGACGAAAUCCACCGAGAAGCGGUCAAAAAACUCCUCAAGCACGCACAAAGGGGAACCACCGCCAGAACCAGUCGUACGGACAGGAAGAAAAACUAAUAACUCCCUAGCAGCUGCCACGGGACAAAUAGUGAUACCGGACACGGUAGAGCCCACUAACAGCACAAGAAAAAAGCUUAAAACAUCACAAAUUUUCAGCCAAACUGAAGAGGAUAUACAAACGGACAUGUAUAAAGUGCUCGAACAGCUUACUGCUCAUGAGGAUGCUUGGCCUUUCAUGGACCCAGUGGAGGAAGAAUAUGCUCCUAACUACUAUGCUGUUAUACGACGACCUAUGGACUUACGAAAAAUGGAGGAGCGACUAGACAAUGGAUAUUACUCAGACUUCUCAAUGUUCAAAGCAGAUUUCAAGCUUAUUGUAAAUAAUUGCCGACUAUACAAUGGACAGGAUAAUGAAUACACUACGAUGGUUGACAAUCUUCAGGCAGCAUUUGACCGACUUACUGAAAAAUACAUACACCGAGUAUCUUCAUCGGAUGAGGAAAUAGCAGUUGAAUAUCAAAUCCCUACACCGUCACGAAAACAUAAGCUAAAAUUAAGCGAAUCUCCAGUACGACAUAAACGCAAGAAAACUAAAUCUCAUUCUGAUCACAAUGAGCCAAAAUCGAGUUCUUCGAUGCAAGAAAAUAAUCAAGAAAACGAUGAUGAAGAAGAUGACAAUGAAGGAGACGCUAAAAAGAGAAAAGAAUCUCACAAAAAACACGACAAAAUCAAGAAGAAAAGAAGAGGUCAUCAUCGUCAUGGAAAACAUUCGAAAAAUCAUAAGAAGAAUUCUCAUAAGUCCAACCAUGAGAGAAAACACAGUAAGAGGCAGAAACAUGGUAAGGACAAAGACAGGGAGGGUAAGAAGUCAAAACAAAAGAAAAGGAAAAGUAAACAUCAUGAUAAUGAUCUUCCAGAUGAACUCAAACGAAGCGCCUCACAGGAGUCAUUGGAAAGUUCUAAUAGGAGUAGGAGUGCCAGCCCAUUGCCUUCCAUCCACACUCCAUCACCGUCACCAACAGAACUAGAUAAAUCUGAACAAAAUGAGCAGCUCUCAGAUCCAGAUUUUCUUAAAGACAAGUUUGACAAGAUAAAAGAAAGAAGACGCCAUACAACAAAAGAAGCCUGGGACUCGUUGUUUGAUUUUAAACAGAAAAUUGACAGUCAUAAACAAAAUAUAAAUGUACCAGAUAAAGACAAAAAUAAAAAGCUUCGAGAAACCAUAGAAAAACUAAAAGCUAAAAAUAUAAAGUAUAAAGAUUCAGCAAUUUACAACAACCCUUUUACUGGUGGAUCUGCAGAAAAACCUGUCAAAUCUGCUAAAGAAUCUGACAAAGAAGACGAAGAUUUUUCGGACAAUGAUACUACUGAAACCGAAAGUAUAAAAACAAAACCUGGAACCAGAAGAUCGAAGAGAAGUUGCGCCAAAAGUGUUUCUGCUUCAAAAGCUCUCGAACAAGCCGUAAAAGACAUAAGCAAGUGGUUAGAUGAUGCUCCAAAGGGUUCGGCUCUUAGUUCACCUUGUGACAGUCCUGCACAAACAAUUUCUACUGAAGAACAUGACAACAGUCGUUUAGACGAUGAAUUCUCGCAAAAUGAGAAGCCAAUGCAUAUGCGGCGGGAUGGACGCAAAAGGCCAUCAUCGAGAGAACCUAAAAUAAUUAAAAGGAGAGAAAUACAAAGAACAAUCGAUAGAUUGCAGCCGGGUAAAAGUAAAGGUAAUUUGUUGACAAAUAUCAGUAACAAAGGCAAUGAGAAAUUUGAAGAGGUAGCAUCAUCCCCGAGCACAUCGACGAAAACUCGCGAUUCAUUCAAGGAAGAGUCCAGUCCUAAACUCAGUUUAGGUUCUGUUUUACCAACCGUAGAAUUCACUCUCGGGAACGACCACAAUUUUGGAAACGAAGAUGCUAAGAGUGAGGCAGAAAAUGAAGACACUAAGACUACGGAAAUAGAUAAAGAGAGUAAGGACGUCGAAGAGAAACCUACAGAGAAAAAGGAAGUAGAAGUGCAAGCAGCAGCACCUGCUAAGAAAGAUGCUGAAGUAGAAACUGAACCGCAAAUAAUUAUGAAACCGAGUCAAGAAAAAGCGACACCUAACUUAAGUGCAUGGUUUAAAGCUUUUGGCGCUCCUAAGACGACCACUACAACCACAACAGCUAAAAAGAAAACUGAAAAAGAGAGAGAGCCAGAGGAGAAACCCGCUGAGAACACCAAUAUUGAUGCAGUUGCAAAAAUAGCAAGUCCUAAAAAUACUGCAGCAAAAUAUGAUUCGCCUAAUGAUCCCAAUUCGCCUCUACCAGAUAGCGACGACAGUCCUCAUUUAAGUGUAGCCGUUACACCGAGACAACGUAGAACUAGCACAGGCAGCUCAAUAUCAGAAAGAUCGUCGUUCAGUCAAGAUUUAGAUUCGCCGAGACACCAGAUGUCACAUAACUCACCGCUUCUUCGUUCUCCAGCCUCACCUAGAACAGACGAUUUCCAGAAAAUAACAUAUCCCAUAAUUAACGGAACAGUGCGAGCAGGGUUUUACCAGGACACGACAUCGUUGAAAAGUAGUCCAGAUAAGAGCUGCAGUCCGCGUGAAGCGCCACAAUCGCCGUAUUCCCCGUAUUCCCAACACGUAUACGCAACGAACAGUGCAACAGGGUCAGCGACUCCCAACUAUUUUGUAGACCACAACAAAAGUCCCUUGCCCACCUACGGCCAAAAUGCGCCCCCGUACUAUGAUACGUCCAAAGCACCAGUGGCUAAUAAAUUGGUACGCGUACACGAUGACUAUACGUCAUUGGGACCUAACUCAAAUCCAAGUCUCUCGAGUCCAAUCUCAAGUCCAAACCACGGACCAUACUCACCCAUACCCUCACCUUAUCCAAAUAGUCAAACCAACUAUUCACAACCUCAGAUAUCACCUCGGCCGAAUACUCCGUCCGUCCAACAACCUAAUACUACUCAGAUAUCACCAGAGCCAAAAACGUCGUUAUUCCCAGUUAAAAAGAGAACUUAUGAACCGGAGCAACCAGAUUCAUCUAAAAAUCUACACGAUAAAGAUGAUUUGGCUACCGGAAAGGUCAGGAACGAAUAUCCCAAAACGACCCAGGCAUUGCAUUCAUCACAAACAAUGUCUUCUACAUCUGUUGAUGAUAUCGCUCUAGCUCUAAGUGAAAAAUCGGAAUUGGGUAAAUUGAACAAUACAAGGGAGAAGGCAUCUAAUGAUUUUAAUGAGCGUCAACACCGUGACAGAGAGCUCUACAAUAACAGCGAGCCAGUGAUCAAUGACAAAAGGGAUUCUCAUACAACAAAAUCCGCUGUCAAAAAAAACAAUAUUGAUAUGAUUAAUAUGGGUUACAUGGAGGAGAGCAGACGGCAUAAUAUAGAGCGCACAGAAGUUGACUAUUCUAAUAGGGAACACAAGACCAAUGCAAAUCCUCAACAGAAGGGAUACGAAAUUGAAGCUAUCGCUAUAAAUCUCGGCAUUCAUAACCAACAAAUGUCGAUGUCGAAGCCACUCAACAAGCCAGCUGUUUGCUUAAACAAUACUACACCAGCUCAUUCACAUGAACGAGCACCCGUGGAUGUCACUAUAAACCACAACAUCGCUCACGCACACCAAAAUCAAUAUGAAAGUCUCGCCAGCCAACAAAUCAGUACUUUUUCGCUAAACGACAUCGAAUUGGCGAAUAAGAAAUUAUAUUCGUGCAACACCACAUCUUCGCCAGCUAUAGACUAUGGCAACUGGAAAAUGACGAAUCAAACACGUAAACCAGAAACACUACCUUCGGACUAUUCGUCGGCAUAUAGUGGCAUCAAUGACGAAAAAUUAAGAUCCGAUUCCAUAACGAAUCAAGCUGCGCUCAACUACAAUAAGAGCAUUCAACAGCAGUACAGCAAUUAUAAUAGCAUUCCGAGAACGAAUACUUCGAGAACACAAGAUCCUCAACACAAUCUCUCUGCCGAGCUAAGGAUACCCAAUCCUCGGAGCCUUCUGAAAAAUGAUGUAUCAACUAUGAGCGAAGCUGAAACCAUCGCCAAAAAUAUGGAAAGCUUGUCCAAGUCACAAAAAUCUGAUAAAUUAGUGCAAAAUCACCCGCUAGUGUCGUCAUCUCUACCGUACAAGACGCCGUAUACUUCACAUUCAUCGAUACCUAUCGAAUCUUUGAGGAACUUGUCGGGCAUACCACAAAUGCUAGAAAGGUUUACAAACGACGAAAGAUACUUGUCGAGCUUCGCAGCCGGAUCUUCGUCGUUGUAUCACGAUAAAACAUUUUCAAUGGCUCAAAUGUUUAACAAGGGUAUAGCGGCGACCGACGCCCACGCCACGAGCACUUCGGCCGGCACAUACUCUCAGGCACCGAUCGCCACGAGUAAAGAUAACAACGCUUACAAAUCUCCUUCAACUGCUUCUAACGCGCCACUGGACCAAAAGAAGAACAGGCGAAAGAAACCAUCAGAAACAAAACAGGCCCAAGUUAUCGGUACCCAGUAUCUCAACACCGUCAGUAAUAACGAUGUUUUAACCUCAGUAAAGGCGAACAUGAUGCAGUCCAGUCCGUUCAAUUUCGGUACCACGAGCAACAUGGCGUUGAGCGGCAUGUAUGGGGACAACGGAGGGUUUACUAUUGACGACUUCAGGAACAGCACCAAUCAACUCAUGGCAGCGAACUAUAUGGCGGCUGCUGUGGCACAUCAGAGGAACAGUGAAGCUAACGCGGAGAAACUUGCGAAGCCUGCGCACCAGAACAGCAACCACGCAGCGGCGGGUACAUUUCCUUUCCUUGGCCAUUCGCAAGUUCGCGCGGGUUAUCCGUUUGUGGGCACAGAAACAUCUUCGCCACUGUAUCAGCAAUAUCUGCGCUACCAGGAGGAGCUGCAGCGUCAAACUGGCGCGCAAAUAAUGAGUCUUUAUCCCCAGGCGUACGCCCCGGCCUCGCUCGGCGUCAGGCAACCAUACGACGCUUUGAACAGACACUCAUGGCUUUAAUAUAGGAUUUUUCCUCCCAACGAUGAGAGGACGUUUUAUAAAUGUGACUGUAUCGAUUGUUAUAGAAAUUAUAAUUUAUAUUGAAUCCAAUUUUUGAAGAUUUGUGAAAAUAUAUAAAAAAUGACAGACAAAAGUUUAAAGUAUAUUAUCAUCAUCCACUAGUUUCGUCCUUAAGUAUUGAUUAAUUUACCUGUGAUCGCCAUACAUGAGUCCCUUUAAUUCUGUGCUGUUUAACUUUGUGAUUAAAAAUAAAGAAACAAUAUAAACUAUUAUAAUGAAUAUUAAUUAUUAAGGUAGUGUACUGGUUCUGAUUUUAAUUAUGCAUAGAGUGAAAACAUGUCGAUCAAACUUAAAUAUGUUGUACUGUAUUUAAAUGUCUGCAAAUAGAAUAAAUGGAUAUGUGUUUCUGUGUAUAUUUUAACAGCUGAUAAUCUAAUUAGCAUAAUAUACAUUAACGAAUUUCGCCUUGUACUCAUCCACUAAAGCGAAACGCGAAAUAUUUCUACUUAUGUUUAUGUAAGAUAAAAGUUGACUGUAAGAAUUUUUGUUAAGGCUUUUAGUGUUACAAAAUUUAUUAUAAAUGCUUACGAAGGCCACAUUUUUUGUUAUUUUUAGAGUUAAAUAUGUUUCUAUCACUCCUUGU
Aricia agestis (brown argus) is the source of this 6935-nucleotide messenger RNA. It is a transcript of the gene dikar, whose product is annotated as myb-like protein X. Gene Ontology annotation, biological process: chromatin remodeling. The transcript has 9 exons. Bases 257 to 6292 code for a protein of 2011 amino acids. The record is from RefSeq and is a predicted model, not a curated record. Gene Ontology annotation, molecular function: protein binding. NCBI's taxonomy places the organism in Eukaryota, Metazoa, Arthropoda, Insecta, Lepidoptera, Lycaenidae. Gene Ontology annotation, cellular component: CERF complex.